AUGAUUUCCCUCUCCGGCGAAAGAGCGUCCGCGGAUAUAGCAGCAUUCGAGAAUUUCCGUGAACUGUUUUCAGAUCUCGUUGCGACACUAGAUCUGUCUCCCUCGCAAAUAUAUAAUGCCGACGAAUCCGCUUUGUUUUUGAAGCUUCUACCAAAUCGCACAAUCGCUCUGCAAGAUGAAGAUAUUGCUGCCGGUCGGAAAGUAAUUAAAAAUCGUUGUACUUUCAUGCCAUGUGCAAACAGCGAUGGAACGCAUAAGCUACCACUGAUGUUCCUGGGAACAGCGGAAAAUCCCAGAUGCCUGCCACGUGAUAAAUCUCAAUUGCCUGUGUAUUACAAACACAGUAAGAAAGCCUGGACUAAUAGAUCGCUUUUUAACGAGUGGUUUCACACGCAGUUUGUUCCGUUGGUUCAAGCGUUUUCGAUCCAACAAGGUAUUGAACCAAAAGCAUUACUCCUAUUGGAUAACUGUACGGCUCAUCACGAGGGAUCAAAAGCGUUGGAAUCAGAAGACGGGUUGAUCAGUGUCGUGUUUCUUCCUCCAAAUUGUACCUCUGAGGGACAACCUAUGGAUCAAGGAGUAAUCAAUGCGAUCAAAAAAAGGUAUAAGAAAAAGCUUUUGUUGAAUGUGGUCUUGGCAGCCGAUGAAUUCUCGGUAGAUGACCGUUUGAAAAAGAUAUCACUGGCGGAAUCGAUUGAGUGGGUGGCAGAGGCUUGGGAUGAAGUUUCUGCAUGUACAAUUUCUAAUUCUUGGAAGAAAUUGAAUAAGAACGAUCGUAAGGAGGAACCACCACCGAAUGAUCUGAACGAUUCGAUCCCUCUCAACACUCUUGUGAAAUCAAUUGGGAAGUUGAGUAAUUCAGUGUAUACGGAGGAGGAAAUCAGAUGCUGGGAAGACGAUUGGGUAAGAGAUGCAUCCGGUAAUUUGGUUACAGGUGAUAACUGUAUUUAUACGGAUCUCGAAAUAAUCGAGUAUGUUAACGGAACAGAAAAUAAGGAAAAUGAGAAUAAUGACGAAACUAUGGAAGAAGAGUGGUUGGAAGAACCCGAGCCAGUCACUGAUUUCCAGCGUGCAAUUGGGUCAGUUGAUUUUCUUAUCCAAUAUUUGGAUAAGGAGAAUAUGUUAUCGGAAGUUGCUAAGCUUCGUUUUACGAAGAAUAAGUUAAUGGAACAUGAGUAUAACAAACGAUAUUGA
Messenger RNA from Armigeres subalbatus, 1194 nucleotides. RefSeq names its product jerky protein homolog-like. Bases 1 to 1194 code for a protein of 397 amino acids. The transcript has a single exon. NCBI's taxonomy places the organism in Eukaryota, Metazoa, Arthropoda, Insecta, Diptera, Culicidae. Gene Ontology annotation, molecular function: DNA binding. The record is from RefSeq and is a predicted model, not a curated record. Gene Ontology annotation, cellular component: nucleus.